UUCCUCUCGCCGUGUGUUCCCGCGCAGUUCUGGUCUUCAGGGCUGACUGUGAGAGGAGAGGAGUUCGUCACGCUGCCCCGCCUACAUCCUGACAGCCAAUGUUUGCCACGCUCCGCGGGCCGGAUUAUAAGAGUCCUGACUUUUGGGGUGGCCGCCCGAGAGGAGGGAGGGGAGCGGGCGCCCGGCACACAGAAGAGCUGCAUUAACCUCCCUGGCGAGCCGCGGCUUGCCGACCACUGAGCUACGGCAACCCUAUUGCCUGUCACCUGGUGGGCAGUGUGCUCCGGAGCCGCAGCAAAGGUGAAAAAAUAAGAGCCGCAUGCGG
Messenger RNA from Staurois parvus, 325 nucleotides. NCBI's taxonomy places the organism in Eukaryota, Metazoa, Chordata, Amphibia, Anura, Ranidae. The record is from the annotation of a GenBank genome assembly.